This is a messenger RNA of Phacochoerus africanus (Common warthog), 942 nucleotides long. Its product is annotated as olfactory receptor 5AC1-like. Bases 13 to 942 code for a protein of 309 amino acids. The record is from RefSeq and is a predicted model, not a curated record. NCBI's taxonomy places the organism in Eukaryota, Metazoa, Chordata, Mammalia, Artiodactyla, Suidae. Gene Ontology annotation, cellular component: membrane. Gene Ontology annotation, biological process: G protein-coupled receptor signaling pathway; sensory perception of smell. Gene Ontology annotation, molecular function: olfactory receptor activity; odorant binding; G protein-coupled receptor activity. The transcript has a single exon.
UGAGUGAAUAUAAUGGAGCAAAACAAGACACUGGUGACUGAGUUUGUCCUCACAGGACUUACAGAUCUUCCAGGGCUGCAAGUCCCCCUGUUCCUGGUGUUCUUGGUCAUCUACCUCACCACCUUGGUGGGCAACCUUGGACUGAUUUUUCUCAUCUGGAAGGACCCUCAUCUUCACACCCCAAUGUACUUAUUCUUGCGAAGCUUAGCCUUUGUGGAUGCCUGUUCUUCAACUUCUGUGACUCCCAAGAUGCUCAUGAAUUUCUUAUCUAUGAAUCAUUUGAUAUCCCUCAUUGAGUGUAUCUCCCAAUUUUAUAUUUUUGCUUCCAGUGCAAAUACAGAAUGUUUCCUUCUGAUGGUGAUGGCCUAUGAUCGCUAUGUAGCCAUAUGCAACCCCUUGCUUUACCCAGUGGUGAUGUCCAAUGUUUUCUGCACUCAAUUAUUAGGUGUUUCUUAUAUUAUUGGGUUUCUCCAUCCCAUGAUGCAUGUGGGUUUACUAUUUAGAUUAACGUUCUGCAGGUCCAAUGUAAUACAUUAUUUCUACUGUGAAAUUUUACAGCUAUUUAAGAUUUCCUGUACUGACCCCAGAGUCAAUAUGCUCCUGAUUUUUAUAUUUUCAGUCUUUAUACAGUCUUUCACUUUUAUGAGUAUCAUUCUCUCUUACUCCUAUGUCUUCUUUGCCAUCCUGAAAAAGAAGUCUGCAAAGGGCAGGAGCAAAGCUUUCUCCACAUGCAGUGCCCACCUGCUCUCUGUUUUCUUGUUCUAUGGCACUCUCUUCCUCAUGUAUGUGCUUCCUGGGUCUGGACCAUGUGAAAAUCAGGAUAAAAUGUAUUCUUUAUUUUAUACAAUUAUAAUUCCUCUGCUAAAUCCUUUUAUUUACAGUCUGAGGAACAAAGAGGUUAUAGGUGCCUUGAGGAGAAUAAUGAAAAUAAACAGUUCUUAA